UGGGGGACACCGCUGGGUGAGAGGGACAGCCCUGGGUGAGACGGACAGCCCUGCGUGAGAGGGACAGCCCUGGGUGAUACCCCUGGGUGAGAGGGACAGCGCUGGGUGCGAGGGACACCCCCGGGGGAGAGGGACACCGGGUCAAAGACACCAUCCUGACAUACAGCAUCAACAACUAAAAGUCUCUCUUCCAAACUUGAGAUGGAAACUCACCUUGUGUCAGAAAGCACAAAAGAGGAUGAAAAAAAGCCAAUGAAAAAUCCAUUUAAGCUCCCAACAGACGCUGAACUUUUCUCAAUGAGAGACAAGGAAAUUAAGAAGGCACAGGAGGAACGUGAAAAGAGGAAGACCAUGAAAGUCCAUGAGAAAACUACUUACUCCACUAAAAUGAAGGCAAAAAGUGGGUUGAGGAAAGCUUUGAAAAGGGAGGAAGAAGAGGAGAGCAGAAAAGAGGCGACCAGUGAAGAGAGACUGAAAUACCUGCAGGAGAUGCUUUCGCGGAAGUUGGCCAUGAAAAAAGAUUAUAAAUUCGACAGGGAGACCUUCCAUGGCUACCUACAGGACAGAAAACAGAUCUUUUUUCUUGAGCACACCAUUGCAGUAAAGAGAGGGGAGAUUGAAAAGAUGGAGAACAUAACAAAGGAUGAGGAAAGAAAGCUGGAAAAGGCUGAGAGAAGGAUGGAGAAGGACGCUGCCAUGUUUGAUGCCUUCCUGAAGGAGAACCACAAUAACUCUGUUGAAGCACUGAGAAGAGCCAAAAGAGAAACCUCAGCAAAGACGAAGAAAAUAACAGAGAUCCAGGGACUCACAACUGAAAUAAAGAAAAUCCAAAGUGACAUCUCCAGAUUUGAGGACACCCUGCAGGAGUACAAGAUGUACAGGGACAUUCUCUACCAGCUAUCUCCAAAAGAGUGGCAGGAGGAGCACAGAAAAAGGCACAAAAAGGAAAAGGAUAAGGAAACAGAACCCAGGAAUGAAGGAAGGGCUUCACCUCCCUCCAGCACAGAGCAGGAGCAGGGUCCCAGUGGCCACAGUGUCACUUUCACGGAUAUUCCGAGCUCCCUGCUGUUCUCAGAGAGUUUGGAUUUCAGGGCACGUGAUCUCAGGCCACAGCUUAAACACUUCCUGCAGCCUCUUCUGUCAAGAGACCUAAGUUCACUGGAGGAUGCAGAGAGUGAAGUCAGCUCGGACGAAGAUGAGGAGCCCGAGCUCUACUUCACUGAUCCUGAACAAUUGCUUAAUACUUUCAUGGAGAUGCUGGAUGAGAACUUAUCCUUUGUCCUGAACUCCCAGGAUAUUGCAGAGAGCUGGAACAAGGUCCAGCAGACUUUCAUCAGCACACGUGAAAGCAUGGAGAAGGAGCUGGCAGCGCUGAAAGAGCAGGUGAGCACCCUGCGAGCCUCCGUGGCCAAGGAAGAGGAGAAAGUAGCCGAGCUGAAGCUCAAAGUUCAGCUCUUUUCCCCUGCAGAACACGAAGGUGAUGACCAGGACAAAGUGCUCAUAAGCCUGAACAAGAAGGUGCAGGAAGUUUAUUUCCAGUGCACUGGAGACAAUGAGGCAAACCUGCCAACAGUAGAGAUGUUAAAGGUCAUAGAAAAACAGCUCAUUGAUUUACUGGACAGUGUGGAGAGAAUCCCAGCAGCAAAGAUAGAAAAGGCUGUGAAAGACAUAAGAAGGGAACAGAGGGCAAGGCUCAGAGAGGAAAAGCAGAAACAAGCAAGGCAUCAGCAGGAUGAAGGAUUGAAAAGGGAUAUGGAAAAAUCACAGGUACCUGAAGAAAAUAAGAACAAGAAAGUGGCCUUCCCUUCCAACCCAUCUGCCAGGAAGAACAGCCAAGGAAAUAGAUAAGGAAGAACAAUUGUAUUAUUUCUCCUGAUGGCACAGCUUUAACCGCAGCUUACAGGGCUGAUGCUGUUCUAGAAGUCUUUUCUAGCUCUACAAUCUGUCAGUCUUUGCUCAGCUGAACUUUACUGUCCCAUGAAAUUUCCUUCUCCUACCCUAAGAUUCCAGGGAAAGUCUGCAACCCCUUUUCCCCCCUCCUUUGGUAUUUUGCCUAAGAAAAUAAAUAAAAAAAAUCUCUCAUUUUGCUUCUCAAGCUCCUGCUAAGCACCAAUUCUUUUCUCAUUCAGUUUUUUAUGCCAAUAGCACUACCUGUACAAACCUGAGCAGUGAGAUCUAUGACAGUCCCAGGUGACAAUCUUUGUUAAGGCACAGCCAAGGCAGGUACCUCAUAGAUAUUUAUGAUAAUCACAGGUCUUCUGAAGGACUGUAAAAGCCAUUAUAGACUCUACCCCACUAUAGUGGAGAAUACACAACUGAAGGAAAACCACAAGCUCUCUGCAGAAAUCAAGCUGCCAGUAAUUAGCUUUGUGUCAGAUGCAUCCAUGCAAAGAACAAUACCCAGUGACAAAGUGACCAUAAAAAAAAAGCUUUAUUAACCCUUUUGCACCAGCAGUUCUUCAGGUAUCCAUUGCCAGCAAUGGAGCCCUAGCCAAGUGAUCCAAGUUUCUGCCCUCAAGAGGUUAGCACUUUACAUUCACUUACAAAGCUGAGUGAGGUACAUUUUCAGAAGUAGAAAGAUUUGGUUGCAAGUCCCAUAAAAAGAUGGAGUGUUCCUUGGCCAUUUUAAUGGAUUACAAACUGGUAUGGUCCUUGAGAACAGAAUAAUGCAGGCAUUGGGAGCUCGAGGUGUCUCAGCUUCCAGGGAGAGCACGGUGACCCCUCAGCACAAUUCCUCCUCAUCCUUCCUCCUCUCAGGAGGGGACUCUGUGCUGCAGCCACAGCCACCAGCAGAUCUCAGCUACCAACUGGUUUGAAAACCCAGCCUGAGAGGGUUCAGACUUUCCCUGGAUGUAAGCUGUAAACUCAGAGUGAGAGGAACAGAGAGACCUCAAUGCUCAGUUAGGCUAAAGAUAGAAAAAUAAAGCUGGUUCAACCAGAGAUAUAAUACUGCCUACAAAUCAGGAGCUGAAGUUCACUGUAACCUGUAUGCUUGUUUUCCUCCCCAAGUCUGCAAUCAAAAAAGCAUUUAUAUGGACACAUACAUAGUUCAAAAGGCACAGGAAGUAAAAGCAUUUCUGAACGACCUCAUGUGAAUUUAACAUCAGUAUAACUGUAAAAUAAAUAAAUAUGUGCAAGAUUAAAAAGACCACAACGUUCUCCUCUGUGACAUAUCUUAUUUUGUAAAAAAAAAAAGAAAAUACACAUACGUGCAUACACACACCUCACUGAGAAUAAAAAAAAAA
Zonotrichia albicollis (white-throated sparrow) is the source of this 3245-nucleotide messenger RNA. It is a transcript of the gene CFAP100, whose product is annotated as cilia and flagella associated protein 100. Lineage: Eukaryota; Metazoa; Chordata; Aves; Passeriformes; Passerellidae. The record is from RefSeq and is a predicted model, not a curated record.